Messenger RNA from Kogia breviceps (pygmy sperm whale), 3498 nucleotides. NCBI's taxonomy places the organism in Eukaryota, Metazoa, Chordata, Mammalia, Artiodactyla, Physeteridae. The record is from RefSeq and is a predicted model, not a curated record.
UCUGUCUUUACAGUUUUACCUCUUCUAGGGAUUUCAUAUGAAUAGAAUCAAGCAAUAUAUGACCUUUUGUGCCUGACGUCUUUCAUUUAACAUGGUUUCAAAGUUCAUCCCCAUUGUAACAUGUAUCGGCACUUCAUUCCUUUUUAUGGCCAAAUGAUCCUUCUUUGCAUGGACGGACCGUAGUUUCUUUAUCCAUUCAUCCACUGAUGGACAUUUGUGUUGUUCCCACCUUUGGACUAUUGUGAAUUGUGCUUCUGUGGACAUAUAUGUGCAUCUAUUUGUUUUCAGUUCUUUUGGGUAUUCACCUAGGAAUAGAAUUGCUGGGCCAUUUGGUAAUUCUCUGUUUAGUUCUUUGAGGAAUCACCAGACUGUUUCCACAGCGGCUGAAUCAUUUCACAUUCUCACCAGUAAUUCACAAGUGUUCAAAUUUCUCCAUAUCCUCACCAACACUUGUUAUUUUCCCUUUUUAAAAAAACUGUGGGCAUCCUAGCGGGUGGGAAGUGGUAUCUCAUUAUGGGUUUUGUUUAGAUUCCCCUGAUGACUGUCGAUGUUGAGCAUCUUUUCAUGUGCUUGUUGGUGAUUUGCAUAUCUUUGGAAAAAUCCCCCGCUUUGCCCAUUUUUAAAUUGGGCUGUUUGUCUUUCUGUUCUUGAGCUGUAAGAGUUCUUUAUAUAUUUUACAUACUGGGCCCUUAUCAAAUAUGUGAUUUGCAAAUAUUUUCUCCCAUUCUGUGGGCUUUUUCAAUUUCUUGCUAAGUCCUUUAAUGCACAAAAGUUAAUUUUUUUUUUAGUUUUAUUUUUUUAAUUUAUUUUUAAAAUUUUAUUGAAGUAUAUUUGAUUUACAAUGUUGUGUGAAUUUCUGCUGUCCAGCAAAGUGACUCAGUUAUACAUAUAUAUAUUCUUUUUCAUAUUCUUUUCCAUUAUGGUUUAUCACAGGUUAUUGAAUAUAGUUCACUGUGCUGUACAAUAGGACCUUGUUGUUUAUCCAUCCUGUGUAUACAAGUUUGCCUCUGUUAAUCCCAAGCUCCCAAUCCUUCCCCCGACCCCCCCCAAAAGUUAAUAUUAAUGAAGUCCAAUUUAUUUUUUAUUUUGCCACCUGUGCGUUUGGUGUCAUAUGUAAGAAACCACUGCCAAAUUCAAAGUCAUUGAGGUUUGCCCCUGUGUUUUCUUCUAAGAGUUGUAUGGUUUUCGCUUUUAUAUUUAGGUUUGAUGCCUCAAUUCACUCUUAAAGGAAAAAGGAACCCAUCUGAGUACAGAGUUGAUUUCCCUUUUUGUCUGUCUGGGUUGGGGCCCGGGAAACAGCUACUUUAAACCCAAAGAAUCUUUUACUUAGUACAUAGUAAUGUUCUGCAGAUGUUUUCUAUUAUCAUCUGAUCCCUACAGCAUGUUACUGUAUUCUGAAAACCGGAAUCUGGCAAUGAAGAAUCACAUGGAUAAGCAGUGAUGACACUCACCUUUAGCAGCACCUGCUCUGCCAGAAUACUUCACGCCUGAGGAUGAACCUCACUUCUCCCACGUGGGACCUCAGUUUCCCCAAAGCCUGAGGACCACACCCCCAACCCUGGCAGUGCCCCUGGAGGGCCCCCCAGUGCCAGGACCAGGGCCCAGAACCUCGGAUGGAACAGACUUCUCACUCAAGACAGAAAUCAGAAGGAAAGAAACUCUGACCCCUGCUACAACAUGAUGGACCUUGAGGACGUCAUGCUGAGUGAAGUAAUUCACAUCGAGGUCGGCGGCCUCAGUUUCCCACUCUGUGAAACGCGAUUGGUAACUCCUACUGCAUCGAAGGAGUCAAGGCAGGUUAAACAAACCAGGUGCUUUACCUCUUCUAGUCAAUAUGCCGACUUUGGAAGCUCCGGAAGAGAGGCUGAGAAAAUUUAAGUAUCGUGGCAGAGAUGCAUCUGUGAGGCGGCAGCAGAGGAUAGCAGUCAGCCUGGAGCUCCGGAAAGCCAAGAAGGAUGAGCAGACCUUGAAGAGGAGAAACAUCACGGAUGCCUCCCCUGACCCUUCCGAGCAGCAGACCAGAGGGGUCAGCCUCACCCUGCAAGAAAUAAUCAAUGGUGUCAAUGCCUCAGAUCCAGAACUAUGUUUCCAGGCCACCCAGGCAGCCAGGAAAAUGCUGUCCCGGGAAAAGAACCCUCCUCUGAAGCUGAUUGUUGAUGCAGGGCUCAUUCCCAGGCUGGUGGACUUCCUGAAGUCAUCGCUUCAUCCCCGCUUGCAGCUCGAGGCAGCCUGGGCUCUGACCAAUAUUGCCUCCGGUACUUCGGAGCUGACUCGUGCUGUUGUGGACGGAGGGGCCAUCCAGCCCUUGGUUGAGCUCCUGUCUUCCCCUCAUAUGACUGUGUGUGAACAGGCAGUGUGGGCCCUUGGUAAUAUAGCAGGUGAUGGACCAAAAUUCAGAGACGACGUUAUCUUGAGUGAUGCCAUUCCACAUCUGCUGACCCUGGUUUCAUCAAGUAUACCAGUCACAUUCCUGCGGAACAUCGCGUGGACCUUGUCCAACCUGUGCCGGAACAAGAACCCAUACCCUUCUGAUCGCGCAGUGAAGCAGAUGUUGCCCGCCCUCUUGCACCUCCUGUGGCACCCAGACGGAGAGGUUCUCUCGGACACCUGCUGGGCUCUGUCCUACCUCACCGACGGCUGUGAUACGCGCAUCGGCCAAGUGGUGGACACGGGGGUCCUGCCAAGGCUGGUUGAGCUUAUGAGCAGCUCAGAGCUCAACGUCUUGACCCCCUCUCUGCGCGCUGUGGGGAACAUUGUCACCGGGACGGACCACCAGACCCAGCUGGCCCUGGACGCGGGCGUCCUGGCUGUGCUGCCCCAGCUCCUCACGCACCCCCGCUCCUCCAUCCAGAAGGAGGCGGCCUGGGCCCUAAGCAACGUGGCCGCGGGGCCCCGCCAGCACCUCCAGCAGCUGAUCGCUUGCGGUGUGCUGCCUCUCUUGGUGGCUGUUCUAGAAAACGGAGAAUUUAAAGUCCAGAAAGAGGCUGUCUGGACAGUGGCUAACUUCACAACUGGGGGUACCGUGGACCAGUUGAUCCAGCUUGUCCAGGCUGGAGUCCUGGAGCCACUAAUAAAUCUUCUCACCACCCCAGACACCAAAAUUGUUCUCAUCAUUCUCGACAUCCUCUUUUUUAUCCUCCAGGCAGCAGAGAAGAUUUCUCAGAAGGAAAACAUGUGUCUGCUGAUAGAAGGACUCGGUGGGAUCGAUAGAAUUGAGGCUUUGCAACUUCACGAGAACCGUCAGAUUGCCCUGACUGCUCUGAACAUUACUGAGAGACACUUCUCUGAGGAAGAAGAAACUGGCACAACUUUACCAGCCCAGGACCAAGAUCAUGAAUUCUUAAAGCACUUAACGAACACGUACCAAAGCUCCACAACUCCUAAACCAGGGACCAGACCCAAAGAGUCACUCCUUUAAGAACCCCUUCCCCUUGGUGUACCACAGGUAUAAAGCUUUUAAAACUUGAAUGAUAAUAAAAUCUUCCACACUUUCACCUC